GUGUUCCAUCCACCCCGAAAUAUUCAAGAAGAAAAGCCAUUUGAAUUUAGCAUAAGAUAUAAAUUUAUAAGUCAAUCGGAUGCUGUUGUCAGAUAUGGUUUGCCCGAUAAGCCCUUGGAGCUGGGACGUGUCACGCCCGGCACAUAUUGUACACGUCAAUUCGAUGAAUGCUAUCGCAACAAAUGCCGUUUGCAAAGUCCCAAUUAUCCUGGCAUGUAUCCGAGAAAUGUCACGUGCUACUGGACCAUACGGCAAAAAGAAGUUCCUACCAGCAAACAUGCCAUGAUUGCUGUCAGCCAAGAAAAUCAACAUAAAGCUUUAGUUAAGAGGUCCAUUGCAAGCUUUAACAAAACCUCGCGUUCAAUACGUGCCUGGUCGGAUUGCACCGGUGAACGUGAUCAUUUGAUAUUUUACGAUGGCAGUUCAACUAAUGAUCCGGUCUUGGCCAAAUAUUGUGGCGGUGAUUGGUUGCCAAAAGUUGUGUCACGUGGACCAGAGAUGUUAGUCGCCUUUCAUUCUAGUCCAUUUUCGGCACCCCUACAACAAGGAAUACCAAAUCGUGGAUUUGAACUAGAUGUGGACAUACUUUUUACCGAUUCCGAUUCAUAUGAUUUUGCUCAGGGAUCUAAAAAUCAAUGUGAAUUUCAUAUAAAUGCAACAAAUCCAGAUCUCCAAAAAGUAACUAUUGCUUAA
Molecule: messenger RNA, 693 nt
Organism: Musca vetustissima
Lineage: Eukaryota; Metazoa; Arthropoda; Insecta; Diptera; Muscidae
Exons: 5
Cellular component (GO): plasma membrane
Source: RefSeq, a predicted model, not a curated record